Molecule: messenger RNA, 1407 nt
Organism: Ostertagia ostertagi
Lineage: Eukaryota; Metazoa; Nematoda; Chromadorea; Rhabditida; Trichostrongylidae
Source: the annotation of a GenBank genome assembly
AUGUGGAAAUAUCCAUCGUUGAUAUGGCCGGCAAAAGCUGGUAUCAGCAAUCUGCCACCUUCUCCGGCGAUCGUCUGCCGAUCAGUCACAAAACCUGUUUAUAUCCUGGGGACCGGGCUUUCUCAUGACGGCUCUGCCUGUAUCCUGAAGGAUGGGCGCAUUGCCGUGGCCAUUGAGAAGGAACGACUGACCCGUAUCAAACAUGAUGGUGGCAAUGAUGCUGCAGCUGUUCAAUAUUGCCUCGAUGCCUUAAACAUACCACUCACCGACCUGGACCUGAUUGUGCAGGUAGCCAAUUUUGAGAAAGAGAUCAGUCCGCAACACUAUGCCGGGAAGCGGUUGUACCACGCUGAUGUGCCGGUGGUCACCAUCUCCCAUCACCUGGCCCAUGCCUGGAGCGCCAUAGCCACCAGCCCUUUCCAGGCGACCAAUGUAUUGGUGAUUGAUGGUGCGGGCAGCCCGGCAGCCCAGUGCGAUGACUGGCCGGACGAAGCCACCCGCCAAUACUGGUGCUCGCUGCCAGGCUUCUAUUGUGAGAAAGAUAAAUGCAGGCUUUUUGAUCAAUCUGCCGGUGGUCUGAAAAUGCCUACUACUUAUCAUUCAAUCGGAGGUAUUUAUGCUGCUGCCAGUCAUUAUUGUUUUGGCAAUCUUGACGACGUUGGCAAGUUAAUGGGCCUGGCCCCUUACGGGCACGAUCCCUAUACACACAUUCCUAUCUUUUCCCUGGAAGGUGGCACCGUGCAGGUACGCCACGAAAACAUGGCGGUGCUGCGAAGCCCGGCGGCUGAUUAUCCGGCGUUCAAAGCCAAUUUUCAACAUUAUGCGGAUGUAGCCCGGUGGGUACAAAAAGAAACCGAACGUGCGGUUCUUUACAUAGCCGGCUGCCGGAUGAAAUUAUCUCCUCAUGAAAACUUAUGUUAUGCAGGCGGUGUAGCAUUAAAUGCCGUCUGCAACCAACAAUUGCUCCUUAAUAAAGUAGCUAACAACCUGUACCUGCAACCGGCUGCCGGCGACAAUGAUGGAACUAUUUCAAUAGACAAAGACAAGCUGAAAUACCCCGGAGACCUGUUGCAUGAAGCCGGCCAUAUCGCGGUUGUUCCGUUUGCCGAACGUAAGACAUUGAAUGCGGAAACGCUUGGUAAAAGAGACAAUCAUCCUGCGGAGGAAAUGAUGGCAAUGGCGUGGUCAUAUGCCGCUUGCGUACACCUGCAUCUUAAUGCGCGGAUCGUUUUCCAUAAAGACGGGUAUCAAGGCGGUAGUGACAAUCUGCUCCAAAGUCUUACGUCGUCGUCUACGCCUAUCGGCUCGCCGAUGCUGCAAUACGUAGGCAUGAGCAUGAAUACGGCCUUUGCAAAAGAAAACGGCAUCCCGCCGUACCCUCAUAUGAUCCGGUGGACGCGGGAAUAA